CGGGAAGUCGGAAAGUAUUCAAGGGUGCACAAGUUUGUUUACAAACACCAGACGGAUUUGGCAGCGCAUUUGUUUCCAGUUUUAGGAUAAACACUUGAUAAUUUCGCAAGUCGAUGCCUUAGUCAAUGCUUUAAGUUAUCGAUAUAGGCUGCUCAGCAGGGCCCCGAUGGCUGUGGAAAACGACAGGCUCACCCUGAGGCGUCUUGAGGUGCCAGUCCACAAGUUUAUUAAAGUGGCAAUACCCACGGAUUUGGAAAGACUACAAAAACAUCAUAGUAACAUUUUAAAGUAUCAGCAGUUGCAGCAAUGGGACAAACUUCACGACGAGCACAUAAAUGCAAUUCGGACAGUGCAGCAGUUGAGAGCAAACAUGAGAGAGAUGGAGAAGUUGUGUGGUCGGGUGCGAAAGGAAGAUGCUGCCUCUCUAGAGAAACUGGUGCAGCCGAUCAGAGAGAGAGCCUCCGCCGCGGUCCAAGACUUUCUCCUCCUGCACCCUGCCCCUGACCCCCAGGUGACCCACGCCCCUGCCGAUCAUGCACCUGUCACUCACACACCUGCCGCUGACAUGUCCAGCAGUCGUCAAGAUGAAGACUCAGAAGAGGAGAUGUUAUGUGAAAGGCAAAUUCAGCUCCCCGUCAUACCUCCAGAUGAGAUCGCAUCAGAGUCCUGGGAAAAUCUAGAAGAGGAUCUGAGAGAGCUGGGUGGUUUGGUGACAGAGUUCUCUCUUCUUGUCCAUUCCCAGCAGGAGAAGAUCGACAACAUCGAGGACAACGUCAACAUGGCCGGCGCCAACGUGGAGGAGGGUACACGCAGCCUGGGGAAGGCUGUGGGUUAUAAGUUAGCAGUUUUGCCGAUCGCUGGAGCUCUUCUCGGGGGAGUGAUAGCGGGUCCUCUUGGCCUCCUGGCGGGAUUCAAAGCUGCAGGUGUGGCGGCUGCGGUCGGAGGAGGAGCGCUCGGGUUCGCUGGUGGAAACAUAGUCCAAAAACAUCGCAAAGCUAAUUUAGAUCUGCAGAUGAAACAGCUGACUGCCCCACCAUCAAAAUCUGAAGAAGAGUUGCCAAAAGAUAAAUGACAAUGAAGUUUACCAAUGAUGAACCACACACUAAUUCACACAAGAAGCCAAGGAUUGCCUUUUAAAUUAUAUAACUGUAACUAACUGCCUUAUUUAAAUGUAUUUGUUGUGUAUUUGUCAAUGCUGUCAAGUGAAAACUGAGGUUUAGCCUGGUUUACUUCUGUACAUUGGAUAAUUCAACCUAUUUUUUUUAUUUUAAAUGACUACUGAACCUGUGUGAGUCCCCAAUAACUAGUUAAUGUGCUCCUUUUAGCAUUCAAAAGUGCACCACCUGCUUGUCUCCAUGGAUAUGUUAGGGCUUUGCCUGAAAUAUUCCAAAGUAUGGAAUUUAUCUAACAUGUAUUUAUGGGUGUCUUUUGCCACUUUUAAAACUUGCUGUGAAUGGGCUCGCCUCUCCACAGAUCUGGCCUCUGACUUGAGUGGAAUCACCUGUUUACUACUGGUAAAGAAAUAACAUCUCCAUAGUAACGAGCAGGUAGUGUAAAUAGUUACAAUAUGCACUUUUAAAGUCCCGCUUCAUUUGUACCAAUAUUGGAUGACUAGCCAUGUUUUGUCUUAAGUAUUAAAUGUGCUUUACAUAAACUAUAAUUUUGUACAAAGUGCCACUGAAUGCAACACGUUUUCAUGCUAAAAAUGAUCUUGUUUUUGCCAAAUAAAAUGUUUUUUUGUGAACUACA
This is a messenger RNA of Boleophthalmus pectinirostris (great blue-spotted mudskipper), 1749 nucleotides long. It is a transcript of the gene stx17, whose product is annotated as syntaxin 17. Gene Ontology annotation, cellular component: endomembrane system; plasma membrane; autophagosome membrane. Lineage: Eukaryota; Metazoa; Chordata; Actinopteri; Gobiiformes; Gobiidae. The record is from RefSeq and is a predicted model, not a curated record. Gene Ontology annotation, molecular function: SNAP receptor activity; SNARE binding. Gene Ontology annotation, biological process: vesicle fusion; intracellular protein transport; exocytosis. The transcript is spliced from 7 exons. The coding region runs from base 167 to 1072 and encodes 301 amino acids.